This is a messenger RNA of Varroa destructor (honeybee mite), 6288 nucleotides long. RefSeq names its product protein Mo25-like. The record is from RefSeq and is a predicted model, not a curated record. Gene Ontology annotation, biological process: intracellular signal transduction. Lineage: Eukaryota; Metazoa; Arthropoda; Arachnida; Mesostigmata; Varroidae. Gene Ontology annotation, molecular function: protein serine/threonine kinase activator activity.
CUAGGUUCUUUUCAGUGCGACAUACUACAUGUAGGCCGUUUACUGCUCUCUCUGGAGCUCUGUGAGGGGAUGAUGCUGUGGAGGCUUGCCUGCAGCCUCCGCGCUCUUCCCAAUAGAGAAUCAUUUUCUCCUAUAGAGAAGUGGCUGUACAUAGUCGUGUUUGAUUGACAGUAAUGCAUACAAACAAUUGUGAACUGUAUUACGCUGACCGUCUUAUCGGUCCGCGUCGUUCACGUUAAGACACUGACGAACUCGGAGCACGCAGCGUAGAGCUGUUUCGCGCAGAGGUUCAGGAGUACCCGUAGUAGGAAUAGUAGUAGCAGCAGCAGCAGCGGCGUGCGAUCUAAACAAAAAUUGCAAGCUCUGCCCAGUUACCUAGUGAAUAUCGAAUGCUGCCAGCCAGCUGGUGAGUGACUUCCGCGACUUAACGAGUAGUAAACAAAAUGUCUUCGAAAUUCUGCGCCCACUAACUCAAUCACCUCGUUCGAUGUCGUCUGUUAUCAGUGUUUUCGCGCUAACUGAGCUACAUCCAGCAGUACGUAACGGAUAUUUGAAUGAAUCCUAGAGGAAAAGUGUGGAUAAUGUGCUUUGUGUCACUUGUAGUUAUACCACACACCUGUAAUUCUCCUUCUACUCGUUAUCACCUACGUGAACCGAAGGACGAUUUCCGUUAGCAUUUGUCAUGUGGGGGCUGGAGUUGCCCGUCAUGGCGAAUACCGCAAGCAGCAAGAAAAAUAUCGCGUGCGCGAGAUUAGUAUGAUUAUGAACAUGUGAAAACGGAUGUAACGAGCACAAACGGAUUCAGUCAACCACCGGGAUCGACAUCGGCAGGGAUCAGAGCAACUUAAGAUUGGAAUUGUCGUUCGAUAGGAGCACACGUAUCGCCGGUCGCUUAACAGUCCAUGAACUUGUGAUUAUAUACCAUUGAUUAGGUGGAAGCCGAUUUGAUUGAAUGCACUGGAAUCGGAUCGGGCUCCAUCCAGAACUUGCGACGAUUGCUGUUAGCCACCUGCUUUCCUGGCGGCAUUUCUGAGCAACCGAACGAGAAAUGGAGAAGCGAAAUGUCUCUAGGGAAAGUUCCUUGUUGAAUAAGGUAACGCACCGUACGGUACCGACAAGUGCUUGUUCGGUGGAUGAGCGAGAUGCCACUCUUUGGAAAAUCGAUUAAAAACCCCGUUGAGGUGGUGAAGAGCUUGCGGGAAGCGGUUAAUGCCCUUGAAAAGGUCGACAAAAAAGCUGAAAAGGAGCAGCUACCGAACACGCUGAUGAAAGCUUUAAAGGCGCAAGAAGAUGUCUCAAAGAACCUUUGUCUUAUGCGGACAUUUCUGUAUAGUACUGCUGGUGAAAUGGGCAAUAACGACGCGCAACCGGAUCCCCAGAUGUCGAAAUUAGCUCAGGAAGUGUAUAGCUCGCAUCUGCUAUUACUACUCGUUCAGAAUCUAUCGAAAAUUGACUUCGAGGGACGCAAGGAUGUCGUGUACAUAUUUACCCAGAUUCUCCGCCAUCGAUCGGGCGAGAGAUAUCCGACUGUCGAGCAUAUUUACCUCAAGCCGGCAAUACUGUUUCUGUUGCUGAGUGGCUACGAAAGGCCGGACAUCGCACUUAGCUGUGGACAGACGUUCAGGGAGUGUACAAGGCAUGAGAGCCUCGCCAAGAUUGUGCUUUACUCGGAUGACCUCUACAACUUGUUCAAGUACGUCGAAGCUUCGUCCGCCGAUAUCGCCGCGGAUGCGUUUGCGUCGUUUAAAGAACUUCUAACGAGACACAAAUCUACUGUAGCAGAGUUCCUAGAGGCCAAUUAUGAUAGGGUUUUCACACACUACCGAGCGCUAUUGAAUAGCGAGAAUUUUGUGACGCGGCGUUUGGCUCUUAAGUUACUGGGUGAACUUCUACUUGACCGGCACAACUUUAACGUAAUGACGAGAUAUAUCUCAAAUUCAGAGAAUCUGAAACUUACUAUGAACAUGCUGAAAGAUAAAUCCCGAAACAUUCGACUUGAGGCUUUCCAUGUGUUCAAGAUCUUCGUGGCUAAUCCCCACAAGCCGAAGCCAAUCCUCGAUAUACUUUUGCGCAACCGCGAGAAGCUCGUCGAGUUCCUAUCAAAGUUCCAAUUAGCGAAUGAAGUUGACUCCAAUUUAGCCGAGCAGUUUAACGAUGAAAAGGCGUAUGUCAUCAAACAGAUUCGUGAACUCAAGUCGAUACCACUUCCAGUAAGUGGAGCUGGUGGCGGUGGCGGCGGCGGCCUCAAUCAGGGGCCGCCCCUUCCGCCACCAAACCCUGCGGUCGAUCAAAAUGGCUGAACUCGCAUCCGAAAAUGUUUCCCCAGCCCGCGGCAACUGAACGCUUGCCACAGCAGCUUAAUAAUGGCUCUGAUGAUAACAAAUGUCAAAUGUGAUCGUAUGCUGCUAUGUAAGUGUGAAGAAAAAGAUACGUGUAGGCGAAGUUGGAGAGAACACAGGACUUCAUCUAUAUCAAGGGUAAUCCAGUGCUAAAAUACUGGCGUGAAACGCUGCAAAAUGUGUGGAUGAUCCCCGUAUACAAUAUAUAUAUGAUUUAGAUACACACACGUAUUUACAUACAUACGUGAGCAUGACCGUCAACAGUCACAAGCUUGUUUACAGAACCGAAUCAUUUCAACAGAACACAUUAUAGUAACUAUUAGAAGUUAAUGGCUUUCGGGAAUACCGGUGAGAUCAACUACGACCGUUUGAAAUGCUAUAUACAGAUGCACACACAAAAUGGCACGUCUAAAUUGUUUCUUCGACCCUGUUUAUAAAGUUGUAUCGAAACACACGGAGAUAUUUUAACGAAAUAUCUUGUAUGCGUCGCAUAGUUUAAUUUCUGACAAUAGUGUGUAUUUAAUAUAACCGGCAGUAAUUUCGUCCAAGACCCAAACAGUUAAAUAGCCAUCUAUAUAAUAUUCCUUUUUUCUUCGAAUAUACAAUGUGCUCAUAAUAACUAUCCGUCGAGCGAGAUUGGCUGGUGUAUUAUCGAAAGGCGCUACAUAAAAAAUACAACGAAAUUAAAUUUUGCAGUAACAAAGGGCUCAAAAGGGCCAAAAGUGCGCAAACUCAAAAAAUACACUCGACAUUUAAUGUAGUCCUUUCUAAGAUGGUCUUUAGUUUCUCUAUCAGAAACCUAGGUAUAUCGAAAUCUUUUUUAAAUAAUUUUAUUAAAUUUUCUCCUUGAAUCUAAAUUCUAUUGAGGAUCUUUCGGUUCGCCUCAAAAAGAUUGCUCCCAGAUUCUCCUGAGGUCUCAUAAACUGAUGAUAAGGUAAAUCAUAAUUUUUGAAGAAAAAUAAAGAUCUGGUGAGUAUUUGUAUCGCUUUAAGAGGAGUGUGUAACAGCUGGUUUUCGUUCAGAUUUUGAAAUCGACCGCUGUUCACUGUGACAAGUUUGUCACCUUAACCUAAAAAUAACUGGCUUUUAUCCUGUACAAAAAGCAACAAAUAACAUUAUAACAAAACAAUUCGAAAAAGUUCCCUAACUUAAACACACCGUAUACUAUGAUGAUAAUGAUAUUUUGAUUUUACUUUACGCAUGCGUACAGCCUUCUACUCGUACAAUGGGUAUCGUAUCGUCUGUGGACGACAUAAUCCAUCGACCCAUAGGUGAGUGAAGUUUUUCUAUUAUUAUUAUAAAAACAAUACAAAAGCAUAUAAAAAGGCUGUGCUUAAAUAAUUGUUAAGCACAUAAUUAAGUAUGUGAGCACUACUUUAAUCGCGUACACAACGCCGGUGAAAUAGGAAAAACGAAGAUGCAGGACCUUUGUAUACGUAAAUUGACUCGGUAAAAACUAGAGGCGAAUAAGUAGACGACGAAGAAAAGGGACGACUUGGGAAAAAAGGAUCAGCUCAUAAAACAAAAAAAAAGGCAGAAUGAAUAUCCAUACGGUACAGAUGAAAAGAAAACAUAAAGAAGAUGGAAAUGAAGAGUCACCGCAUAAUGUUGCCAUAUUGACCUUAGGACCUACUACGUAUCUUAUUACCUAAACGCUGUGUACAGCGGUGCACGUUCCUGUGCAUAUCCCUAUGGGUGAACGUAAAGAGGCAGCGUAUAACACAGUAAAACGACGAUAGUAAUAAUAAUCACAAUUAUAUAUUGCAAAAUACGGUCCUCGUGGCGUCGGUGAUGUCAAGUUUGUCGCCAGCGCCACGAGUCACAUCACAAUGCCUUAUUCAACUCUGUUGUGCUGUCCCAGGGCCGACGCAACAAAAUGCAAUGGCGCGAAAAACGGGUCACGUACAGAGCGAGAGGGAUAAAAAUAGGAGGGAAAGUAGUAGAUGGGAGUUCGUCAUCUCAAGAGGAAUCAUGUCGCAAGCCCAUAAAAAGGCGACUGCAACCAUGUUAACCAGAUUCGACUGAUUUUGGCUGUCUGAUCUUCCAGUAAACGAUUCUCCGAUCUAUGAUCCGCGUUAAACAGAAAUGUGCCACCUUAUCUAUCUGUACAAAAUACAAAUGUAAGAAAAGUAUAGUCGCCUAUACAGUGCUUAUUUUACUAUACUUAUGAUAGGGAACUGUUCUAUAUGAAAACACAUAAUGAAUAAAGCAGUGAUAGGCUAGAGAAAGAUAAGCACUCUAAUGGUGGCAACGAUAAAAUCUACUACAUACUAGUUAUCAUUAGUUGUUAUCCAUUACUAUUUCUCACUUCAGUUACAUUUUGACCUACUACAUAUUGUACAUGUCCUAACGGUCCAAGCUAACGUGAAUUCUGUGAAAUCCAACUGGCAAUUGCCAGACUUGCUUCGGAUUAAUGAUGUCCUGCUGAGAUCCUUCUUACUCUUAGCCGACAGAUUAGAGGACAUUCAGUCGCGGUAAAUAGGACAUAAGUUUAUAUAUAUAUAUAUACUUCGAUAGAGGCAAGCUAAAUGAGAUAAUCCACAGGUGUAUAUUGUUUUCUGAUUCGAAUAGGCUCGCCCUAUCGUAGGAACUGACCCACUCGAAACGAGAUUUUUGUCACAGCACAAAAGUAAACAGAUCGCAACCUUUUCAUGAUCGAUAAAUAUGAUUAUCAUACAAAUAUCAAUAUGUAAAAUAUACAUGUAUCAAACUAUAACGAGGUCGUAUACACAUAUAAUUAUUACUGCGCAAAAUGAGAAGUGCUCGAUUUUCCUCUCUGCCCGUUAAUGUAGUCCAAAUACGCAACAAUGUAUUGUCAGAGAUUAUCCUUUAAGAUUACUAACUAUUAUAUUGGUUUAGACGUAAGGCUAUUUGAAGAACAGGUGGUUUAGGCUUCAUCUUGCGGUGAGUUUUGUGGUAAUUCACGAGCUAAACCUUAAGCAAUCUGGGUCACGUCAGACGCUGCAGCAGCCCAGCCCAGCCCAGCCUUAGCUUUAGGGGUGCCUCCGAAAAUAAGGGCACACGAUCGUAGAUGUCGACGACGGUCUAACCUUAUUACUGCAUCACGUGCUUCCAAGCUGGUAAACAGCAAUUCAUGACAGAGUUCCCACAUGUCGCAAUAGUAGAUAUAUACACAAAGCAAUAACUAAUAAGGUAAUUCCUCAUAAACUGUAACUGUAUUCUAAUUAGCACAUCCGUCCACGAGAGAUUAAUUUCGCGACUGUUCGUUGCCUAUGAAAAAGCUGGGCCUUGUAACACGGUCAUUUCAAGUUAAGGUCAUAUGUCGCCUAUCUAACGUGUACGUUAUGUUUUCAACUAUUUUGUAAACACAACAAUAAAAGCUGAAUACUGUACAUGAACAGGUUAAUUACUUUUAAUAACGAAAGCACAGAAUAUUUUAAAUUGAAGAAAGUUUAAUGAUGUGGUACCGGUAACGUAGAAUAUAUUUUGACUACCGAUCACAGUAAAGCAGACGACCCUACAAAAACGAUCUGUGAACAGCUUUAUGCGAAUGUGGGCAUUUCAAUAUAAUUGCCGGUCCGCUAAUAUGCAAACCUUAGCCGCAUUUGGGACUUAAAACGGCAACAGUCACGAGACCCGAACGAACUAUCAUCGCACAGGCACAAAGCUACUGAUAUUUUAAUCAAAGUUGACACAUGAUUGAGGUAUAUUUUAUUAAUUGAUAAUUUGAUAUCAACAGGCGUUAGAUUUUUGAACAUCGUGCGACAUUGAAAGACAGCAUGGUUCUAGAAAACGUAGCCAACGUAGGAAACGUAGAAAAAGCCAGCUAACUAAAGUAAGUUGUAGAUAGUAAUACUAAGUUUUACACUAUCUAGGUCUUAGUUUAUGCAACGUUAGACACUGUUCUGAAUCUUACGGAAUUUUGUUAUUUAUUGGAAAAAGCUGUAUAGCUAUGUACCUCUACAUACCUACAGCUAAGUAUGAAAUA